Marasmius oreades (fairy-ring Marasmius) is the source of this 639-nucleotide messenger RNA. RefSeq lists its product as uncharacterized. The coding region runs from base 1 to 639 and encodes 212 amino acids. The transcript has 3 exons. Lineage: Eukaryota; Fungi; Basidiomycota; Agaricomycetes; Agaricales; Marasmiaceae. The record is from RefSeq and is a predicted model, not a curated record.
AUGAAACUUCCUGAAACCUUCGCACCAACAUUAAAGACAAUCAAUGAAAGGCUCAGUGCCGAUUCGCUAAGUGCUUACAAGGUUUGCCUCAAAUUAGAAGGCGAAGUCAGCAAGAAGGACGUCAAAUACGCAAGAGUGCUCGGAUACAUGGUCCUCUAUCCUCCCUCUUCUAACGUUCUUGCAAAGAUUUUGGAAGAAAUCCACUCCUGCGGGGGCAAAAAUGCUACGUUAGUCAAGCUCGGAAAAUUUUAUGUGGAUUACUAUAUUCAGGGCUUCAAAAAACACAGAACGAAAACACCAGCUUCUUCGGAACAUGCCAGUCGUCCUUCAUUCGAUAAGGACAAGGGCGCUCUACUGGCCGUGCUGAAGGAGGCUCCCCAAGACCGAAGAACCGCAAAGAAACAAGCUCUCAUUCGUGAUGGUUAUAGGUGUGUGGUAACUGGGAAGUACCACGCAGAAAUACCGGCAAGCUUCGAGGUUGACGAAGAGGAUAAGAACCUAGUAGACUCAGUCUUCACACAAUGUGCACAUGUUGUACCCGAAGCGACGUACUUCGACAUCUCUGAUAAAGUGUCCCAGGCCAAGAAGUUAUGUUCGUACGGUUUUUCUGUUGACACUGUCCUGCUCACUAUCUCUUAG